AUGUUCAUCAAACUAAAAGGUAUAAAUAGUGAGUUGCAGUUUAAACUUUUCAGUAAUGAUCUUUAUCAUGAGUCAUAUUCAUUUAAAGAGAAAAAGUCUCGUGAUCGCUAUACACAGAAGUCUAGGGAUCAUGACAGUAGACAUGCACGUAAUCGUUGCAGUGAACCAUGUAUGAAUUUUACUACUUCAUCAGAAACGAAAG
Trichobilharzia szidati is the source of this 202-nucleotide messenger RNA. The record is from the annotation of a GenBank genome assembly. NCBI's taxonomy places the organism in Eukaryota, Metazoa, Platyhelminthes, Trematoda, Strigeidida, Schistosomatidae.